AAUGAAAUUGAAAAGGGGAUGGUUUAUUAAGAAUGAAUAUGGGAAAGAAGAAUUUUAAAAAAUAGAGAUUGAUCCAAAGAAUUAUAAAUAUGCUAUGAUUGAAUAGGAAAAGUUAAGAACAUAAAAUGGUAUUUUGGAUUAUUUAAGUACUUUGAAACAGGUACCUAAUUAUAAAACAAUAUUGACAUCUUUCAAUCAAAUUCAAGCUAUGUUGGAUGUUGCAGUCAAUAGACGUGUUAAGAUUGAUGAUCAAGAGGAAGCUGAGAAGAAGAUGGUGAGAUUAAGGGCAGAAGUAUAUUAAAACAAUAUUAUUAAAUACCAGAAUAGGUUGUUGUUUUAAAUGAUAAAGUAGCUAUAGCAACAGAAAAAGGAGUGGAUUAAUAAUAUAUAAUAGGUUAGGCUUCAGAAUUAAGGGAUAAAACGGCAAAAGCUAUUUAAGCUAAGAAAAUAUUGAAGAUGUUUAAUAAGUAUCCAGCUAGAGAGAUUCCAAAUCCUAUU
Paramecium sonneborni is the source of this 498-nucleotide messenger RNA. NCBI's taxonomy places the organism in Eukaryota, Ciliophora, Oligohymenophorea, Peniculida, Parameciidae. The record is from the annotation of a GenBank genome assembly.